CAACGUUGAAAAGCUUAGUAGUAUCACUUAUACAACAGACUGGUUAAAUAUACAAACCAGUCCGACACCUUAUAAAAUUAAUCCAUCUAAUCAUGAGCUUCAACAAGACAGGAAACAGUGCGCUUGAUGCGGCUUUGAUAUCUUGGUUCGAAUCCGACAAGUCAGAAUGGACCAGGAAGGAACUCAACGACCGUAUUGCGGCGAACGACAUCGCUGGCUUAGAAUCUAUCAUGCUUGAGCACAUGGAGUUUGGUACCGCAGGUCUCCGAGCACGUAUGGGUGCUGGUUACGCCUGCAUGAACGACUUGACCGUUCUACAAGCCGCCCAGGGUCUGUGCCGCUAUUUGCAGGAGGUAAAUCCAGAUGUGGGUACCCAGGGUGUCGUCGUUGGGCACGACCACCGACACCAUUCCAGUGACUUUGCGAAGAUCACUGCGGCCGUGUUUAUGAGCCAGAACAUCCCUGUCCACUACUACAAGCCUCUGGCCUGCACACCUAUGGUGCCGUUCGGUGUCAUCAAAUUCGGCGCUGCCGCCGGUGUGAUGGUAACAGCUUCUCACAAUCCGAAGGACGACAACGGUUAUAAGGUGUACUGGAGCAACGGUGCCCAGAUCAUUCCACCUCACGAUUCCGGAAUUGCCGGACAUAUUCUGAAGAACCAGAAGCCAUGGGAUGGUAUCUGGGAAUCGUUCCCCACCAUCGAGGACAAGAUCGAAUGUCAGCACGAGAAUGUGCUGAGUGACUACAUCACCCAGUGCACACAGAGGUCCAAGAGCAUGGGAACCGAGGCCAAGAACGCUAAAAUCACAUACACUGCCAUGCACGGUGUGGGAACUCCGUUCGUGGCGCGUAUCUUCAAGUCGUUCGAACACCCCGACUUCAUCCCAUGCAAGGAGCAAGUGCAGCCUGAUCCCGAAUUCCCCACUGUCGCCUUCCCUAAUCCCGAGGAGGGUAAGAGUGCUCUGAACUUGAGUAUGGCCGAGGCAGAUCGCUCCGGUAGUGAGUUAAUCCUGGCAAAUGACCCCGACGCAGAUCGAUUGGCUGUCGCCGAGAAGCAAAGAAAUGGCGAAUGGAAGGUGUUUAACGGUAACGAGACCGCCUGCCUGCUGUCCUGGUGGGUGUAUGAAACUAUGAAGAAGCAGAACCCCGGAGCUAACCCUGCCGACUACGCUAUGGUGGCCAGUACUGUGUCUAGCAAGUAUCUUGCGGCCAUGGCUAAGAAGGAGGGUUUCACAUUCGAGGAUACCCUCACUGGAUUCAAGUGGAUUGGUAACCGGGCGAUUCGGUUCACACAAGAAGGAAAGAAGGUGCUAUUCGGAUACGAGGAGGCUAUCGGUUUCAUGGUUGGUGUAAACCCGCCUGACAAGGAUGGAGUACACGCCGCCGCAGUGUUCGGAGAGAUGAUGCAGACGCUGUACGGCCAAGGCAAGAAGCUGUCAGAGCAACUGGAUGCCUUAUACGUUAAAUACGGAUACUUUAUCUCAAAGGAUUCCUAUUUCAAGUGUUCAAGCCAAGACACCAUCAACGCGCUCUUCAAAGAGUUGCGAGAGCCUGGAUACCCCAAGGCGUGUGGCCGGUUCGGCAUCAAAAACAUCCGUGACUGUACCACUGGCUUCGACAACCGAUACUCCGAUAACAAAUCGGUACUGCCCACAACUGCUGAUAUUCAAAUGAUUACCUUCUACUUCGACAAUGGCGCUGUUGUGACAAUGCGCACGAGUGGAACGGAGCCCAAGAUCAAAUACUAUUCAGAGCUUCCAGGACCACUAGACGAGAAGUAA
Molecule: messenger RNA, 1781 nt
Organism: Sphaeroforma arctica JP610
Lineage: Eukaryota; Ichthyosporea; Ichthyophonida
Product: phosphoglucomutase-2
Exons: 12
Coding region: 93-1781 (562 amino acids)
Biological process (GO): purine ribonucleoside salvage; carbohydrate metabolic process
Molecular function (GO): magnesium ion binding; phosphopentomutase activity
Source: RefSeq, a predicted model, not a curated record